Messenger RNA from Toxoplasma gondii ME49, 810 nucleotides. Its product is annotated as SAC3/GANP family protein. The coding region runs from base 1 to 810 and encodes 269 amino acids. Gene Ontology annotation, cellular component: cytoplasm; eukaryotic translation initiation factor 3 complex. Gene Ontology annotation, molecular function: ribosome binding; translation initiation factor activity. The transcript has 2 exons. The record is from RefSeq and is a predicted model, not a curated record. NCBI's taxonomy places the organism in Eukaryota, Apicomplexa, Conoidasida, Eucoccidiorida, Sarcocystidae. Gene Ontology annotation, biological process: regulation of translational initiation.
AUGUCGGGAGCUGCUUCUGCAACGACGCCUCCACUGGCCGCCCAAGUCCAGGCGCUUCUGCAGGCGCCGGAGCUGCGCUACGACCCCUCUUCGCUCACGCUGCUUUGUCAGUACACCGAAGAGCAGGUGGCGAAGAACACGUACGACCAAGAAGCGUGUCUUGCUGUGCUCAAGCUGUAUCUGCUUUAUCCGCAGUGCUUCUCUGUGGACCUCGCGCGGAAGAUUCUCGUCAAGGGGAUCAUGAAUCUCCCGAACGAAGACUGCGCUGUCUUCGUUGGCAUGCUGCAGCAGCAACCUGGAAAGAAAGACUGGAAAAAAGUUCAGGAGGCCAUUCACCUCUGGGAACUGCUCGAGAAAUGUCGCUUCAAGCAGGUUUGGGAGUUUUUGAAGGAGCCUGCGAUGGCGGACGUAGUCUCGACGCCGGGUCUGGUGGACUCGAUUCGCCGGUUUGUGUGCGACGUCGUGUCGCUGACGUACUCUGCACUUUCCCUCGCAGACUUGUGCGCCUUUCUGAACGUCGUUCCUGGGACGAGUGAAGCUGAGCGCCUGCUGAAGAAUCUCGGUUGGACUGUGGAGGAGGUCUUCGUCCCUGCAAAGGAGGCGGCACGCUCGCGGGAGACUGUGAAAGUCGUCCGAGUCGUCGGCUCUGCGUCGCUCGCGGCCGCAGCUCUGAAGGAGGGUGAAGAACGCAACAGAAACAGAGACGGGAAGCCAGGCGCUGCCGGACAAGCUCUCGCAGUCCGAAAAACGGUCGAGAAAUACAUGAUGCCCGAAAACCUCAAGGUCUGCAUGGCGACGCUCCUCAAAUAA